GGCAGCAGACCGUGCGUCAUGACGUCAGUCUGCAGUAGAGAUGGCGGCAGUGUCUGCAGAGCUGAAGUUCAGAGACGGGAUGAGACAGAAAAUCUGCGUUAAAGUAGAAAAUAAUCUGAGUUCUCUGAUCAACGGAGUUCACGAGCUGAACGAGAACGUAUCACGGCUUCUGAGCGAGCUGGUGGAGCGGGAAAAAGCCCGCGGAGACUGCGCAGACGGUGAGGAUGAGGAUGAGGAGGGCAGUGAUGAUGAUGAUGAUGAUGAUGAAGAGGAGGAGGAGGAGCCAGAGCCAGAGGUUCCGCAAAACUCCAAACCUGAACCUCCAGCUAAAAGAUCCAAAACCUGAGACACCUGAGGACUCUGAGACAGGAUGACGUCACUGUUUUACCUGUUUGAAGUGAAGGUGAUGACGUCAGGUGAUCAGUCACACGAUUGAUUGUAAAUAAAGCUGCUUUAGGUUAAAGCGUAAAAAUAAAGUGUCUGUCAUAA
Morone saxatilis (striped sea-bass) is the source of this 489-nucleotide messenger RNA. RefSeq names its product ran GTPase-activating protein 1-like. The record is from RefSeq and is a predicted model, not a curated record. Bases 41 to 346 code for a protein of 101 amino acids. Lineage: Eukaryota; Metazoa; Chordata; Actinopteri; Moronidae. The transcript has 2 exons. Gene Ontology annotation, cellular component: EKC/KEOPS complex.